This is a messenger RNA of Diceros bicornis minor, 3230 nucleotides long. RefSeq names its product gamma-aminobutyric acid type A receptor subunit alpha3 (gene GABRA3). Gene Ontology annotation, molecular function: inhibitory extracellular ligand-gated monoatomic ion channel activity; GABA-A receptor activity; transmitter-gated monoatomic ion channel activity involved in regulation of postsynaptic membrane potential. Bases 179 to 1849 code for a protein of 556 amino acids. The record is from RefSeq and is a predicted model, not a curated record. Gene Ontology annotation, cellular component: synapse; dendrite membrane; neuron projection. Gene Ontology annotation, biological process: regulation of postsynaptic membrane potential; monoatomic ion transmembrane transport; synaptic transmission, GABAergic. Lineage: Eukaryota; Metazoa; Chordata; Mammalia; Perissodactyla; Rhinocerotidae. The transcript has 12 exons.
AGCAAACCAGAGAGAAGACGAGAGAAGGAUCGGGAGAGAGACCCAGAGAAAGAGAAGAGGAAGCCGAGCUCUGUGAGGUCUCAACCUCCAACUUGUUUCAGUUCAUUCAUCCUUCUCUUCUCUCCGCUUCGGGGAAGUGACUGUGGCGCUUGGUCUCUACAAGUUGGUGCCUAAGAAGAUGAUAAUCACACAAAUGAGUCACUUCUACAUGGCUAGCCUUGGGCUUCUCUUCCUGGUUAAUAUUCUCCCUGGAACAACUGGCCAAGGGGAGUCAAGACGACAAGAACCUGGGGACUUUGUGAAGCAGGAUAUUGGCGGGGUGAGAAAGGAAGGUAGACUAGAUGCAAUUCAAGGGUCUGUCUGGCUCUGUUGUUCUGUGAACCUAUGUUUCUCCAGGCUAAAAGAGGGACUCUCUCCUAAGCAUGCCCCAGAUAUUCCUGAUGACAGCACUGACAACAUCACUAUCUUCACCAGAAUCUUGGAUCGUCUUCUGGAUGGCUAUGACAACCGGCUGCGACCUGGGCUUGGAGAUGCAGUGACUGAAGUGAAGACUGACAUCUAUGUGACCAGUUUUGGCCCUGUGUCAGACACUGACAUGGAGUACACCAUUGAUGUAUUUUUUCGACAGACAUGGCAUGAUGAAAGACUGAAAUUUGAUGGACCCAUGAAGAUCCUUCCACUGAACAAUCUCCUGGCUAGUAAGAUCUGGACCCCUGACACCUUCUUCCACAAUGGCAAGAAAUCAGUGGCCCAUAACAUGACCACACCUAACAAGCUUCUCAGGCUGGUGGACAAUGGAACCCUCCUCUACACAAUGAGGUUAACAAUUCAUGCUGAGUGUCCCAUGCAUUUGGAAGAUUUUCCUAUGGAUGUGCAUGCCUGCCCACUGAAGUUUGGAAGCUAUGCCUAUACAACCGCUGAAGUGGUUUAUUCUUGGACUCUUGGAAAGAACAAAUCUGUGGAAGUGGCACAGGAUGGCUCUCGCCUGAAUCAGUAUGACCUCCUGGGCCAUGUUGUUGGGACAGAGAUAAUCCGGUCUAGUACAGGAGAAUAUGUCGUCAUGACAACCCAUUUCCAUCUCAAGCGAAAAAUUGGCUACUUUGUGAUCCAGACCUACUUGCCAUGUAUCAUGACUGUCAUUCUGUCACAAGUGUCUUUCUGGCUCAACAGAGAGUCUGUCCCUGCCCGCACGGUCUUUGGUGUCACCACUGUUCUCACCAUGACCACCUUGAGUAUCAGUGCCAGAAACUCCUUACCUAAAGUGGCAUACGCGACGGCCAUGGAUUGGUUCAUAGCCGUCUGUUAUGCCUUUGUAUUUUCUGCGCUGAUUGAAUUUGCCACUGUCAACUACUUCACCAAGCGGAGUUGGGCUUGGGAAGGCAAGAAGGUGCCAGAGGCCUUGGAGAUGAAGGAGAUGUGCCACUUGAUGGUUGAAGCCUUUUGGAGUUAUUUCUCGGGUAACCAAAAAGUGUCUCGCGCCUAUAGAAAGCAGCACAGUGCACCCCUGGAUAAAAGUCAGGACCCCAGAAGAAAACACCAGCAGCCCCAGCAAAGAAAACCAGCACCACCUUCAACAUCGUGGGGACCACCUAUCCCAUCAACCUGGCCAAGGACACUGAGUUCUCCACCAUCUCCAAGGGCGCUGCUCCCAGUGCCUCCUCCACCCCAACAAUCAUUGCUUCGCCCAAGACCACCUACGUGCAGGACAUCCCGACUGAGACCAAGACCUACAACAGUGUUAGCAAGGUUGACAAAAUUUCCCGCAUCAUCUUUCCUGUGCUCUUUGCCAUUUUCAAUCUGGUCUAUUGGGCCACAUAUGUCAAUCGGGAGUCAGCUAUCAAGGGCAUGAUCCGCAAACAGUAGAUAGUGACAGCACAGCAACCAGAGCACUAUAUACCCUAGGAAGCAUCCAGGCACACAUACCCCGGGGCUCCCCUUCAUGUGUUUAAGGAUUCUUCUUUUAACCCUCCAACAAGCCAUGGCUCUCAAUUCAUAUUUAUGAAUCUCAAUAAAAAAACAAUAACAACAGAAAAAAAAUGUCCCUCUGACAUUACUGAGUGUACUCUCAGAGCCAAACACUGCCGUUUGUCCAGUUGCUCAUCUUAAUCUGCCAGUCUCUCCCAGCUGAGGGCACUGCAUGUUUUUUAUUGCACUCUGCCCUCUGCAGAAAGAACAGGAGAUCUACUACAUGUAGUGGGAGAUUUGGCUGUUUGAGAGGUCCAGACCAAGGAGAAUUGUUGACUGGUCUAGAUCAGAUGAUUCUGACUCACUAGGGAGCCAGGCUGGGCUAUCCCAUGUGGGAAAGUUACCUCCUUGCCAAGGCAAUUAGUCAAAUACUAGAUGGGACAAGAGAAUUGGGCUGGGGGGUAGUUGAGGCUUGAAGUCUGUCUCAAAAGAGAGGGCUACCAGCAGGCAAAAGUCAAAUUCUUCCUUCCAUAUCUGCCACACCCCAAACCCUAGCCCAAGCCCAAGAACUUUGCUCCCACUGUGUCAGGGACCUCUGGUCCUCUGUUGAUGCUGAUUCUAAGAGGGGCAAAUCAGAGUCUAGUUGAUUUUUGAGUCAACUAAAACAUUAUCUUUAUUAUCAGUUUGAUAAUAUAGUAUUUAUAGGCCGUUUGAUCUCAUUCGUUCAUAGUGGGAGUAAAAGGGACAGUUAUAAUUAUAAAAUUUUAUAAGGUAGAUAAACUAAGUCUCAGAUGUUUGAGUGACUUGCCUAAGCUCCUUACAACUGUCUGUAAUAGAAAACUAUCUUGCACCCCUUUCCAAGGCCAAAAUGAAGAAAUGGCUAAGAAACAAGGUCUACCUUGACUUCAGAAUUGGCACAAUCUCAGCAGGCCUGCUGAGUCCUGAAUACAGUUUAGUUGGACACCAAAAAGAUUUUUAGAAAGUCACAAUAUGUCACCCAAGCAGGCCACUUCUAACAGUCAUGGCUCAAGGGAAUGAGAUUGUUUAAGCUGGCAGCCCCAGCCACUAGUCCAGAGUAUCCUAGAAGCCCAAAGUAAAGCCACAGAUGGCACCAAAAGCAGAUUCUCCCUGCCCACUCCAUGAACAAAGCUCCUAAGGGGUCUGUCAUUAGCUGCUGGUUGCCUUUUCACACAUCCUUCUUCCCCCAUCCCCUGCUUCCUUGCCAUUGCUGGGAUAAUGCAUGCCAGUCCCGUUAUUCCUAAGACUGUGUCUGUAGGUUAAUUCAUGACUAGAAGAGUGUAGUGUUGUGGAUAUGUGGGGAUUGG